AUGGCUUCUCAGACCUUGCACGACGCAAAGAAAUCACAAGCCAGAAGAGCAUUACGGUCCCUAGCCAUAGGCAUCGCAGUUCCCUUCACCCUAACACUCACCAUAAUCAUUCUUUUCGGUUCAGGACGAAGGUACAACAGCAUAUCAAAGCCCUUCUGGUUUGCACCACUAUGGUUCAUUCACUUGGCUUCCUUAGGUUCAUCUUUCUUCAUGGGUCUUGCAGCAUGGUUAGUGUGGGCUGAUGGUGGCUUCCAAGGAGAAACCGACGCUAUGUCGCUUUACAUAGCUCAUCUUUCUCUCAGCAUCGUUUGGCACCCUCUUGUUCUCAUCAUGGGUGCUUAUUGGCUUGCUUUGCUUUCUUGCAUCGUCAACUUUGGCACCCUCUUUAUGUGCUACUUGAGGUUUAGAAAGGUUAAUCCUUUUGCCAAAGAUCUAGCCAAACCUUGUUUGGCUUUGGCUUUGUAUCUUUCUCUUGUUAGCUUCAAGUUGAUGUUUAUCUAA
Molecule: messenger RNA, 501 nt
Organism: Vigna unguiculata (cowpea)
Lineage: Eukaryota; Viridiplantae; Streptophyta; Magnoliopsida; Fabales; Fabaceae
Source: RefSeq, a predicted model, not a curated record